Messenger RNA from Gambusia affinis (western mosquitofish), 4504 nucleotides. RefSeq names its product fibroblast growth factor 2 (gene fgf2). The transcript has 3 exons. Lineage: Eukaryota; Metazoa; Chordata; Actinopteri; Cyprinodontiformes; Poeciliidae. Gene Ontology annotation, cellular component: cytoplasm. Gene Ontology annotation, biological process: fibroblast growth factor receptor signaling pathway; cell differentiation; regulation of cell migration. The record is from RefSeq and is a predicted model, not a curated record. Bases 16 to 483 code for a protein of 155 amino acids. Gene Ontology annotation, molecular function: growth factor activity; fibroblast growth factor receptor binding.
GCUUGAAAGGAGGAGAUGGCCACGGCAGAAAUCACAACACUUCCCGCUGUACCUGAGGACGGCGCCGCUGGCGGCUUUCCUCCUGGGAGCUUCAAGGACCCCAAGAGACUGUACUGUAAAAAUGGUGGCUUUUUUCUGAGGAUUAAACCCGACGGGGGUGUGGAUGGAAUCCGGGAGAAAAACGACCCUCACAUAAAGCUACAGCUGCAGGCGACCUCAGUGGGAGAGGUGAUCAUCAAAGGAGUUUGUGCAAACCGUUAUCUGGCGAUGAACAGAGAUGGACGGCUGUUUGGAGCGAGACGACCAACAGACGAGAGCUACUUCCUUGAGAGACUUGAGAGCAACAACUACAACACCUACCGCUCCAGGAAGUACCCAAACAUGUACGUGGCGCUGAAGAGGACUGGCCAGUACAAAUCUGGGAGCAAAACCGGACCGGGUCAGAAGGCCAUUCUCUUUCUACCAAUGUCAGCAAAGUGCUAACCGGGUGUCAGAAAGAGAGAGAGAAUGUCUUUUGGACGAUGUGAAGCCAAUGACCACAGUGUGGGAUUGGCUUUGCCUAAAACAGCUGUGACAAUCUAACUAUUUCCUUUGGAACAUGUGUGAUUAAUUCAGCUUUAAAUCCAAACACUACCACAUAUUUAAAUGCAUUACUCCAGGUUUAGUCCACAGAGAGCAGCCAUUCAGCAACUAGAGCCGAAAAACGUGGAGGUUAAAGUAAAAUCCAUAUUUAAAAUUGCAGGAACACUUCCAGACUGUUACACAUUCACAUUAAAUAGAUAAAAAUUAGCUUUUAAAGCUGUCUCUUAUCUAUGUAACAGAAUUUGUGGAAAAUCAGAGUCAGUUUAACUGAUUUAAAUUUUAAAGAAAGUAUUAAAUUAAAAAUGUUAUACUUUGUAUAAUAAAUAAUGAAUUUUAUAUCAACCACCACAAUGUGUUUCAGCAGCAAUAACAAAACCUAAUCCUGAGUAAGGAAGAAAUGAUUAAUCCGAUUAAUCAAUUUUUGAAAUAAUCGUCAACUAAUUCAGUAAUCGAUUAAUUGUAUACAGACUCAAAAAAAGCCCAUUUGCUGAAAAAAAAACAAAAAAAAACUCAUAGUAGUAAUUCAGCCAAAACUGUAAAAUAUUUAAAUAAAAUUGGCAUUUAAGAUGAAAACAACUUUGUCUCAAAAUAUUUCUUCCCCAAACUCCUCAAGUGUUUUAACUUCACCCAGUUUAAAUUCACUGUAGGAAUGCCAUGUUAUUACUUUUAGGCAAUAAAAUGUUUAUUUUUUUUAUUUUAAAAAGGAACUGAAUUAAUGAUUUUAAUAGAGUAUUAAUAAAAGACUUAAAUGGUUUAAUAAAAAAAAAAAAUAUCAAUUAGUUGAUAGAAUAAUCAAUUACUAAAAUAAUCGUUGGCUGCAGCCCUAAUCCUGACUAAAUGAAAACUACAGAAUCUGCAGUACCUGAAGAGUCCCGGUUAACACUGGGCAAUAAAUCAGCAGCUGAGCUCUAGGAUUUAGCAGGAAGCUGUCUGUGGUACAGCUGGUAGAACGUCCCAGAGUAGACGGCCGGCAGCUCUUCCAUGGUGAGGUCGAUUUUGUCGAAGCCGUGCUCCAGGCCGUGCAGCAGCAGCCGGGCAACCCGAGCCGUGAUGGGCGUGGUGCUGCUGGUCUCGGCCAGCUCGCUCACCCUCAGCCACUCGCAUCGCAGACACUCAUGAGGGCAGAAGUUGAUGUCGUAGGUGAGCGGGCUCAGCCGGCAGAUGAGGUACAUGUCCGACAUGUUGAAGGCGCCCGGGUGCUGGUGCUGCUGCCGGAUGCUGAGCAGGGACCUGAACUCGGAGCGCACACCCGUCUCUUCAAACACUUCACGGACAGCGGUGGAACCUGAGGGAGAUUUGCUACAAGUUUAUAUCACUGUGCAAAAGUUUCAAACCACCCCAUUUCUUUACGCUUUGCUUUCUGCCAGUCAAACAUUACUGUAAUCUUUAAAAGUUGUCUUUAUCACUCCAGGGAUUUCAAAUCUCCCUCUUGGAGUUUGGUUGCUUUUUCACUCGUUUUUCAGUCCAAUCUUCCUACCUUACCAUCAUGGUGUGAGUUACCAGUGGGAAUAAUCUUCCUAACUGAGGCUUUUACCUCUUAAAAAUGUUAAAAAAUAACAUUUGGAUAUUUCAUGCUGCAUGUAUUCAAACUGGGUGGUACAGCUUAAUCAAUUAAUCAAUUUUAAGUGAUUUUUCCACCUUAAUUUUCCUUAAAAAAGAAAAAUUACAGAAAAUGUCAUAAAAAUGGCUUUUAUUUAAAUUAUUUCAAUAAUUGUAUCUAAAGGAAUCUUAUUAUGUGGCUGGAAUCUUUUAACUCAAAGUUGAAAUAAACAGAAGGUUUAAAACUGACUUCUCAAACAAUAUGGUAGUUCUUGGGUGCGCUAACAUCGCUCAGGUCUUUGGAAACUCAAGGAAUGCAUUGGUGAAAAAAAAUGCAGAUUUUACAAAAGUUAAAUAUUCAAAAACAGAAAAUUUGAUUAGUUGAUAAAACCAAUUUAUCACCCAACCCCUAAAUCAGAUAUGUAACUUUAAGCUUCAACAUUUGAAAAGGGACUCCAAAGAAAGAAGAUCAAAACUGUUGAAGUGAAUUAACUUUUAUGUCAUUUUACUCAAAGUUUCUGACACCUUUCUCCACUUACAGUUUCACUAAACUAUGUCAGAAAGUAGGAAAGGUGACCCUUACGAGCUCAAGUUGACAUACGACUUGUAGUUCAGAAUCUGCUGCUGAAACUAAGUGAACUGUCAGAGGUUAAGUUUUGAAUCAUGUUUUUCAGACUGGAUUGACCAGGAACUAAAGAUAGGACGGCCUUUAGGAGCUUCCCGGGUUAAUGGUUGAUGAACUGCAUUUCAUUUGUCACAAGACCAAAGAUCACCACUGAGGCAAAAGUAAAUUAAUAACUCUUCCUAAAAUUCUCCAAAAUAUGAAUUUACUCUAGAACAGGAGUGCCCAAAGUCGGUUCUCGAGGGCGGGCAUCCUGCAUGUUUUACUUCUCUCCCUGGUGGUAGGAACAACCUUCUCAGAAUGUCAGUAUUCUCCUAAAGCCUCUAAUGAGCCAUCAUUUGAUCCAGGUGUGUUAAACCAGGGAGAGAACUAAAACACGCAGGGUGUUGGCCCUCAAGGACCGACUUUGGACACCCCUGUUCUAGAUCAAAGCUGGUAUUUAUGUUUGAGGACUCCAAGUGCCAUAAACUUCAAUAGGUUCAAUAGUAACGAACAACUACCAGAGAAAGGCUCUUCAUUGUGGUCUCCGUUAGAGUUCAUUUAAAAUAAAUCUUUCUUUAAGACCAUUGCUACCAAUGAAGGAUAUUCACUGUUUUGGAUUUUUGAAAAAGAUCAUCACCAUGGAUUUCCCACCAUGGAGAGCGCAGUCAUAUAUUUAUUUUCUUCUGUUUAUCUAUUUAUUGGGAUCUUUCUAUUAUUAGUUUUAUUUUUAAAAAGCUGAUCAAAAUGGUGAAAAAUUCUGUCUCCUGACAAUAAAUUAUUGGGCCCUGUCUUUUAUAGCAGUAGCCUGUCUCUUCAUCAGCUGAUGAUGUUUCAGGUGUAGUACGUUAUGUAAGUCUGCUAUUUGAGGUGGUUCAAGUCCACUGAACAUGUGUAUUGACUUCUGCUACCCAGGAGUGAAAAACUAACCAGGGUCCAAAGAAACACGUAAAAAUUAUUAACCUGGACCUCUUUCAGUGAUUCCAGGGAACUUGAUCAACCUGGAAGCAACAUUUAAAGAAAUGAGGGUUGACUUAAGACUUCUGCACAGAAGAAGUCUUAAAUGUAAUGGGGACAUUUAUAAAUAUGUUUAUACUGCUGGGGAGAAAAAUAAAAGAGACAUAUAUCUAGAUUUUUAUUAUUUUUUUGGUUGACGCUGCUUUUUGUGUGGAAUCAUGUAAAUACUUUUAACGCUGCUUUUUUUUUUUGCAGUGGGAGAAACAAGAUAUAUCAUGUCUUAUUUUGUACAGAUAAAAGAAUGUAUAUGUUAUACUUUAAUGGAUUUAGUUAGAUGUACUGUAGUAGUUUUGUUUUUUUUCUGAGUGAGACACUCACCGAUAUUCUCUCCUGGAUCAGAUAAGCCGCCAGGAAACUUCCAGGCAUUCUUGGUCUGGAAUCAAAACAGAAAUCUGACAUUUUACAGGAGUCGUGACAAAAUGCCGCUGCUGGAAAUGAAUCACAGACAGAAACCAACACAAACAUAGAAUCACCUGCUUCUCUCCAUAAAUAUUCCACAUGUAUUUUGUAGUUCGCAUUAGCGCUGAUAAACACACAGGAAGGGGAAAGGUUCUUUAACUGCGCUGAAGCGACUCUGAUGAAGCUGCUUCACCACACUCUGACAGUUAACAGAAUGCUGCUGGUUAAAUUAUGAAGUCUGAGUGUAUUUUUGUAGUUACCUCUUUUUUUUUGUGAGGAGCACUAAAGCACCGCAGCUUUUGUUGUCAUGUAAAGCUGAUAACAGCCAUUGUGUUAUCAGAAAUAAAGAGAUUCUUUACUGCUUGA